Messenger RNA from Mauremys reevesii (Reeves's turtle), 1254 nucleotides. RefSeq names its product E3 ubiquitin-protein ligase RNF113A-like. The record is from RefSeq and is a predicted model, not a curated record. Bases 92 to 1177 code for a protein of 361 amino acids. The transcript is spliced from 10 exons. Gene Ontology annotation, molecular function: metal ion binding. NCBI's taxonomy places the organism in Eukaryota, Metazoa, Chordata, Testudines, Geoemydidae. Gene Ontology annotation, cellular component: U2-type spliceosomal complex. Gene Ontology annotation, biological process: snoRNA splicing.
UAAUCUCUUCUAUUAGCACCUUUCGUCCAGGGAUCGCAAAGAGCUUUACCAACAGACAUGGAGAUGGGAACGCAGGCACCUGUAGGCCGGGAUGUGGCAGCUGUCUAACAGGACGCAGCAGGGGGCAGAAUGUAAUAGCCAGAGGUGGCACUUGGCCGGGACAGCCAGGCUAACACCCAGCACCGUACCUAGAAGUGCCUGGGAUCUUUUGUGGCCACAAGUGGCCAGGAGCUCGGCUUUCCCCCAUUCAGAAGAGAGCAGCCUUGGAACCGUGGAGGUGCUUUGCCUUCAGCACUGCCCCACAGGGAGCAGCAGCGAUGAGGGGAGCACGGUGGUCAGGAAGGAGAGGCGGCGGGAAGCCCACAACCCCAUGAUCCAGAAGACCAGGAAAAGCGGUAAAGAGAAGACCGCGUAUGGGGCAAGCAGCAGUGACGAUGAGGAGAAGUCGCAAGGAAUCGGGGUGGCUUACAAAUCAACGAGAUCAGCGAAACCUGUAGGUCCGGAGGACAUGGGAGCGACGGCCGUGUACGAGCUGGACACUGAGAAGGAGAGAGAUGCCCAGGCCAUCUUUGAGCGCAGCCAGAAAAUCCAGGAGGAGCUACGAGGGAAGGAGGAUGAUAAAAUUUACCGGGGGAUCAAUAACUAUCAGAAGUACGUGAAGCCCAAAGAUAUGUCGAUGGGGAACGCCUCCUCAGGGAUGGUCAGGAAAGGCCCCAUCCGAGCGCCGGAGCACCUGAGGGCCACCGUGCGGUGGGACUAUCAGCCCGACAUCUGUAAAGACUACAAGGAAACGGGCUUCUGCGGCUUUGGAGACAGCUGUAAGUUCCUCCACGACCGCUCGGACUAUAAACACGGCUGGCAGAUUGAACGGGAACUGGACGAAGGACGCUACGGAGUCAACGACGAGGAAAACUAUGAAGUGAGCAGCGGUGACGAGGACCUGCCCUUCAAGUGUUUCAUCUGCAGAAGCUCCUUCAAGAACCCUGUGGUUACCAAGUGCAGACACUACUUCUGCGAGAGCUGCGCCCUGGAGCACUACCGCAAAUCCAAGCGCUGCUACGUGUGCGACCAGCAAACCAGUGGUGUCUUCAACCCAGCCAAAGAGCUAAUGGCAAAGCUAGAAAAGCACAAGGGUGAGGAGUCGGAUCCCUCGGAGCAUGGAGAUGAGCCACAGUAGCACAACUCUCUCCCCUGUUCUCCCUCCCACCCCCACCCCUAAGCUUUUGUAAUAUCCCAAUAAACAUUUAUAGAAAA